This is a messenger RNA of Serpula lacrymans var. lacrymans S7.9, 1320 nucleotides long. RefSeq lists its product as uncharacterized. NCBI's taxonomy places the organism in Eukaryota, Fungi, Basidiomycota, Agaricomycetes, Boletales, Serpulaceae. Bases 1 to 1320 code for a protein of 439 amino acids. The record is from RefSeq and is a predicted model, not a curated record. The transcript has 5 exons.
AUGCAUGCAUAUGGUCAUGAAUGGGCUUGCCAGCUCAUGUAUAACCCUCAAAUGGCUAAUGGACUCGGCCUCUCUGAUGGCAAAGGGACUGAGAGGCUCUGGUCCAGGUUCAUCAGACUUAUAGGGAUUCAGCAAUCAUCAUCGUGGCAACAACGACUCUGGCUGAUUGAUCAUCAAGCUGCAGUGAUUGGACAAGAUAUGCAAAACAUUUUAGGAACCUGGCUCAAGUGGCGUCUCAAACGAGGUGUAGACAAACAAGAUUUGGCUGCACAGGAUGUGCUAGAUGCUUGUGAGGAGACACUGGAGGCUCUUGGAAGCCUCAAGCAGGGCCACAAGCAUCUGAUGAACAAAGUUGAUGUUUUAUACGCGUCUCUCAAUGUACAUGACAAGUUCCCUGGACUUAAAGGCAUAGACUUGGAGUUUGUGCAGAUUCUCUUGAUGGCCCGGGACCUCAAAAUUAAUAUUUGCAAAUGGGCAAUUGGGAGCUUCUUUAAGUGGGAUAAACUUGAUUGUGCAGUUGGAGGGGCACAGCAAGCACUUGGUACAAAGCUCCACCAGCAAACAUGGCAGGAUAUUUCCAAGAGGCAGCCCACUCUUAUGGCUGCAUUGCAAAAGUUCCAUAUGUACUGCCAGCAGUUGCAUAUACUCUAUGGUCCAUCCUUGGCUGUCCCUCUUCCAAUGCCCCUCCCAACAAAACUUAAGGACCUAUGGAGUGAUCAAAGCCUCACAGAAGACGUGUGGAUAUCUCCAUCUGCUGGUGAGAUUUCACCAUGGUUGGAAGACCCAGAUGUGCGUGACAACAUUCAUGCUGCCCUAAAGCAGGACAGAUGUAGAGAGGAACAACGUUGCCUGGGCUUGGAAGCCGUCGACGUGUGUCGAUGGUUUGGGCGGGAACUAGCAGCAAUUGAACUUGCUCUUCACCUGCCAGCCCACAACACAUUCAGUCUGGCACUACAGCAGCAUUGUAACCACUUGCGUCAUCUUCAAAAAAAACUCAAGAACCCACUUGCAUCUCAAGCCCGCUACGACAGCCAAGCUAGCGAAGCUCUUAGGCUUGCAACAACCCUCUCAGGAGGCUUUAUUCCCACCACUUACCACUGGAUUCAAUAUACCUCGUCGUCCAGUCCUGAUUUGCCCCCCAACAACAUUGAUGUGGACCCACUGGAAUAUUGUGAAAAUGAGGUCCCGCUUGGACUGGAACAAAUUACACUGGGUGAUAUAAUUACAGCAGAAUCUAUUGGGGAUGUAGAUGAUGAUGAAAAUGAGGAACCUGCAGUAGCAGAUGUAGAAUUGAGAUGGGACAUUCCAGAGGUACAGUAG